CACUGCGCGUCGCCGUCGCACAGAGCUGGCGUCAGACGUACACCCGCAAGGUGCGACGGGGCAGUGACGCGAGCUAUCUGGCCUUUCGCCCUCCAUCCUUGGCUAAGGAAAUGACCAACCAGUACAGUAUACUCUUCAAACAAGAGCAAGCCCAUGAUGAUGCCAUUUGGUCAGUUGCCUGGGGGACAAACAAGAAGGAAAACUCCGAGACAGUGGUCACGGGAUCCCUGGAUGACCUGGUGAAGGUGUGGAAAUGGUGCGACGAGCGGCUGGACCUACAGUGGAGUCUGGAGGGCCACCAGCUGGGCGUGGUGUCCGUGGACAUCAGCCACAGCCUGCCCAUCGCGGCGUCCAGCUCCCUGGACGCUCACAUCCGUCUGUGGGACCUGGACAACGGCAAGCAGAUCAAGUCUAUAGAUGCAGGGCCUGUGGAUGCCUGGACUUUGGCCUUUUCUCCUGAUUCCCAGUAUUUGGCCACAGGAACUCAUGUGGGGAAAGUGAACAUUUUUGGUGUGGAAAGUGGGAAAAAGGAAUAUUCUCUGGACACGCGAGGAAAAUUCAUUCUCAGUAUUGCAUACAGUCCUGACGGGAAGUACCUGGCCAGCGGAGCCAUAGACGGAAUCAUCAAUAUUUUUGACAUUGCGACUGGGAAGCUUCUGCACACGCUGGAAGGCCACGCUAUGCCCAUUCGCUCCCUGACCUUCUCCCCGGAUUCGCAGCUGCUCGUCACAGCUUCAGAUGACGGCUACAUCAAGAUCUAUGACGUGCAACACGCCAACCUGGCUGGCACGCUGAGCGGCCACGCAUCCUGGGUGCUGAACGUGGCAUUUUGUCCUGACGACACUCACUUCGUUUCCAGGUCUUGCUCCGUGGGUUGCCAGCACCGUCUGACCACUGGGCCACACGUUCCUACUGCUCGGACACAGACGUCUGUGCAGCGGGUUCCUGCGCAGUCUGCGGUGCGGAGGCUGGGCCCGUGUUGGCCCUGUGCAGGCCAGAACCCCUGGGGCAGCCGCUCCUGAGUGCCACGCUGGUGCCUGGGGCACUUUUCUGGCUGCAGUCUGGCCACGCUGGCUUAGGCAGACCUUCCUCCUGAGGACCUUCCGUUGCUUAAACACAGACAUCCCUUGUCAUCUUGGGAGCUGGCCAGGGAAAUUAUGUGAUUUUUAUUUUUUUAUUUUUGUUUUUAUCAUUGAAUACAGAAAUUCUUACAGAUUGUUUAGCUUUUGUGAUCUUGGUAACUUUUGUUUGGGUCUUUAGAUUAGGAAAGGAGACUCUGUUGUCACAGGAGACCACCUUUGCCAACGUAACUGCACAGAGCCCCUGGGCGUCGGGAGGAAAUGCAGGGGUCAUUCAGUAGUCGGGGAGGGACAGCUCCUGCUGAAGCCGGUGCCACUGUGUCGGCCACUUGGAGUAGCAGCAAGAGUCUCGGGGACGAGUCACCAUCAAAAUGAGUGCCUGUGGCAGUCAGUGCAGAGUUGGCUUUUACUGUAUUUUAAGUGUUUUUAUUCUUUCCCCUCUUCUUCUGUCUUCACCCCCCCCCCACGCUCUGGUUCAAGCCGUUGUUUCUCAGUCUAGUUGUGUAGGACGCAGCUCCCUGGCCCAUGCUGGUGUUAGGAGUCUUGCGCUCCCCCGGUUAAGGCAGUCGGUCGCCGUCAUCGGUGGGUCGCUCACGGCAGCUGUCGCCGGCUGCCGGCCGUUCACACUGGCUG
This is a messenger RNA of Rhinolophus ferrumequinum (greater horseshoe bat), 1712 nucleotides long. RefSeq names its product SKI8 subunit of superkiller complex (gene SKIC8). The coding region runs from base 111 to 1022 and encodes 303 amino acids. Gene Ontology annotation, molecular function: protein binding. Gene Ontology annotation, cellular component: Cdc73/Paf1 complex. Lineage: Eukaryota; Metazoa; Chordata; Mammalia; Chiroptera; Rhinolophidae. The transcript has 10 exons. The record is from RefSeq and is a predicted model, not a curated record.